UCAGAAAUCUGAUCCUGUGAAAGAGACAGAGAGCAAAUGGGAGGGAGAGAGAGAGAGAGAGAGAGCUCUCAGUAGUUUGGAUAGGAGGCCCCUGGAGGAGAACCAGAGGAAAAACCACACAAUCCAGCUCUGUCAGUGGAGCUUGCAGCCUGCACAGGGGGAAGUGCUUGGGAAAUAAUUAAUGGUUUUGAUUAAAUUUGCAAGGAGUUUGGUGCAAGCAGUCGCCAUCAGCUCAGAUCCUGAGGAAAUCACAAGAUCAAUGCAGGCAACAGACAGUUUGUGACUCAAAGAGAGAGGUGUAAAUACAGUCUCCCAAGGAUGGAUGGAUUUCAUGAUCAGCAAGUGCCUUACAUGGUUCCCAAUAAUCAAAGUGGGACAAUCUGCCAUGAGAGAACCACGAAUAGCAGGAAAAGAAAGUUUUUAAAUAGAGACCUGGCUCAUGACUCAGAAGAGCUUUUCCAAGAUCUGAGUCAGUUGCAAGAGACGUGGCUUGCAGAAGCUCAAGUGCCGGACAACGAUGAGCAGUUUGUUCCAGACUACCAGGCUGAUAACUUGGCUUUUCAUGGUGUCCCGUUAAAAAUUAAGAAGGAACCCCACAGCCCCUGCUCUGAACUGAACACCGCAUGCAGUCAGGAACAACCAUUUAAGUUCAGCUAUGGAGAAAAGUGCCUGUACAAUGUCAGUGCCUAUGAUCACAAGCCACCAGUUGGAAUGAAGCCCUCUAACCCCCCAACCCCUUCAAGCACUCCAGUGUCCCCACUACAUCAUGCAUCGCCGAACACAGCACAGAAUCCUAAAGCAGAACAUCUCUUUCCUACACAUCUUCCACCAUCCCAGCCGAUUCCGGAUAGCACCUACACAAUGGACCACAGGUUUCGUCGGCAACUCUCAGAACCUUGUAAUUCGUUUCCACCGCUUCCUGCGUUGCCAAGGGAAGGACGACCUGUCUACCAACGACAAAUGUCCGAGCCAAGCAUCCAGUUCCCUCCUCAAGGAUUUAAACAAGAAUAUCAUGAUCCAGUGUAUGAACACAGCACUAUGGUGGGCAAUGCCCCCAACCAGAACUUCCCUCCACCUCUUAUGAUUAAGCAGGAACCUAGAGAUUUUGCUUAUGACUCAGAAGUGCCUAGCUGCCAUUCCAUUUUCAUGAGGCAAGAAGCUUUCCUGGCUCAUCCCAGCGGGGCCGAAGGUUGUAUGUUUGAGAAGGGUCCUCGACAGUUCUUUGAUGAUACGUGUGUGGUCCCAGAGAAAUUUGACGGUGAUAUUAAACAGGAACCGGGACUGUACCGCGAAGGACCGACCUAUCAGAGAAGAGGGUCACUCCAGCUAUGGCAGUUUUUAGUUGCAUUACUUGACGAUCCGGCCAACUCCCAUUUUAUUGCCUGGACGGGCCGAGGCAUGGAGUUCAAGCUCAUUGAGCCUGAGGAGGUGGCACGACGAUGGGGCAUACAGAAGAACCGACCUGCCAUGAACUACGAUAAGCUCAGUCGUUCACUGCGCUACUAUUAUGAGAAGGGAAUUAUGCAAAAGGUCGCCGGAGAGAGAUAUGUGUACAAAUUCGUAUGCGAUCCAGAAGCCCUCUUCUCUAUGGCCUUCCCAGACAAUCAACGGCCGCUGUUAAAAACAGACAUGGAGCGACACAUUAACGAAGAGGACACAGUACCACUGACUCAUUUUGAUGAAAAUAUUCCCUACAUGGCAGACGGAGGCUACUGUAACAGCCACCCAUACAAUGAAGGAUACGUUUACUAAUGGGAGUGGGAGGAAGACAUUUCUAUGAUGACGAUCAUUUCAACUUUUCUUCGCAAGACCCAAGAAAAGCAAAAUACACAUUUUUUUUAUAAAUAUAUAAAUAUAUAUAUAUUUAGUAAAUCAUAACUGGGCUUUUCCUGUUGCAUAUCUCCUAUGGUCUGCCAUGGACAAAGCACUUUACUUGAGGGACAGGGGAUAAAACUGAUACUAUGUAUGUAACAGGACAAUAACACAUGGAUAUAUAAUAUUCAUUUAUGCUCGGGAAGGGAACUUAAAGCUCACGGUACUUCAUUAAUAAGUCAUGAUUGUGUUUUUUUUCUUCAGUUUUAAGAUCUCAAGAUAUAUUGUACGUUAUUUCUGAAUACACAGGGUACAGUUAAUUUUCAUAAUAGAAAUGGAUAUAUAAAAAAAUAAACUUUCCUUUGGGAAUGUUUAUAUUUUUUUUUAUAUACUUUUUUCUUUUUGCCCUAAAAUGGUGCAUGCAUUUGCUGAUUCAAGGGCCACUGACUCUUGCAUACAAAUUGGGUGCACAAGUUGUUCAGGAAUGUGUGUGUGUGUGUGUGUGUGUAUAUAUAUAUAUAAUAUGAGGAAAGAAGCUCAUCUUAUCCAGGAAGGACACUCCAUAUUUGCAGACUUGGCGUAUUUUCACAUUUGCGUUGAAGGCUUUGUUCAGAGCCUCUGUCACAGAGUUUGUCAAAAAUAUCAGACAAAAGUCCUGAAGAUGUUCUCCAGAAUGGAAACUGAACAGAUCCCAUUAUAGUCAACGGGAUCAGUUCGAUUCUGUUUGUCAGUUAUGUGCCGAAUCCGGCAUUUCCGUUAUUUCCAUUCUUCUUCUCCCAACAGCGCAGAAGAACGGAAAAUAAUAGCUGUGAUAUGAUCGAGCCCCUAGGGUGGCCAAAGAAAUAGGAUGCCCAUCAGCGGAACAGCUAUCAUCCCUGACCCCAAAUCCACAUGCAAACUCGGCUUGGCCAAAUGUGCAUAUGUUCUGAAUGGGGAAGGGAAGUCAAGCCGCUAUCAGGCUACCUUCAGAGAAGUCUAUCUUCUCAAGAACAAUCAAUGAGAUGAGUUGAAAUACUAUCCAGCCCAGUCCUCGUCUGCCCCUUGACAUUUGCUGUCAUAGAAGAGUCAGGAGACUGUGUAUAUUAGAUGGUCAACUGACAUGUUCAGCCAAUAUACUGCUAAUGUGUAUGCAUCAUAAAUGUCCAUGUAAGCUCCAUGAUUGGUUAGGAGCGGCAGAAUAAGGAUAAAUUAUAUAUUACUAAAUUGAACUCCAUCCCAAAUUCCAUCUUAUGGGGGAACAUUUUCUCAAAUUGCUUAAUGUGUCUAAUGUUUGGGCUAUGGGCAGGAUGAAGACCUAAAUUUCCUAGGUUGGUGGUGAUCACU
Messenger RNA from Bufo bufo (common toad), 3135 nucleotides. RefSeq names its product ETS variant transcription factor 1 (gene ETV1). The coding region runs from base 319 to 1752 and encodes 477 amino acids. Gene Ontology annotation, cellular component: nucleus. Lineage: Eukaryota; Metazoa; Chordata; Amphibia; Anura; Bufonidae. Gene Ontology annotation, molecular function: sequence-specific DNA binding; DNA-binding transcription factor activity, RNA polymerase II-specific. The transcript is spliced from 13 exons. Gene Ontology annotation, biological process: cell differentiation; regulation of transcription by RNA polymerase II. The record is from RefSeq and is a predicted model, not a curated record.